Sorex fumeus (smoky shrew) is the source of this 745-nucleotide messenger RNA. It is a transcript of the gene RPL29, whose product is annotated as ribosomal protein L29. Lineage: Eukaryota; Metazoa; Chordata; Mammalia; Eulipotyphla; Soricidae. Gene Ontology annotation, cellular component: ribosome; cytosolic large ribosomal subunit. The transcript is spliced from 4 exons. Gene Ontology annotation, molecular function: structural constituent of ribosome. The record is from RefSeq and is a predicted model, not a curated record. The coding region runs from base 104 to 643 and encodes 179 amino acids. Gene Ontology annotation, biological process: cytoplasmic translation.
AGUUGUGCCUUCCGGCCCCGAAGAGCCUAUUUCCCGUGCUGCACCACGACUCUCCUUUCUCUUCCGGUUCCAGCACUCGGGGAACCGCUGUCGUGGUGCAGACAUGGCCAAGUCCAAGAACCACACCACGCACAACCAGUCUCGAAAAUGGCACAGAAAUGGCAUUAAGAAACCUCGGUCACAGCGAUAUGAGUCUCUCAAAGGGGUGGACCCCAAAUUCCUAAGGAACAUGCGUUUUGCCAAGAAGCACAACAAGAAGGGCCUGAAGAAGAUGCAGGCCAACAAUGCUAAGGCCAUGAGCGCCCGUGCUGAGGCCAUCAAGGCCCUGGUGAAGCCCAAGCCAACCAGGCCCGUGAUCACAAAGAAGAACAGUCGCAAGCUCAGUCGACUUGCGUAUAUUGCUCACCCCAGGCUUGGGAAGAAAGCUCGUGCCCGCAUUGCCAAGGGUCUCAGGCUUUGCCGGCCAAAAACCAAGGUUGAAACCAAGGAUCCAACCAAGGUUAAAGCCAAGGUUCAAAUGAAGGCUAAAGCCAAGGCUCAGAUGAAGGGUAAAGCCAAGCCGCAGAGUAAGACCCAGACGGCUGCAGCUCCAGCACCAGCUCAAGCUGCCAAAGGUGCCCAGGCCCCCGCCAAGGCUCCCUAAGAGGCUCCUGUCAGUGUGAGCGUGGAAGGACUGGUGUGAUCUCUGGGCUGCCUCCAGUCGGGUCCUCCUGUGCUGUUUGUACAAAUAAACCUGAGAGCAGGA